AUGAAUUAUCAAAAUUUAAAGUGCUCGGAAUUAAAAGAUUUAUUAGCCAAAAGAGGAUUACCAUCUCAUGGAAAAAAAAAUGAAUUAUUAGAAAGAUUAUUAAAAUAUGAACAAAAGGAUAAUUUAAAACCUUCAUCAUAUAUACUAGAUAAAAAAAAUAAUAAUAGUGAGAAUAUUGAAUUAUCAGUAGAAAAAAAGGAGGAUAAAAAAAAUAAUAUUAAUGAAAUAAAUAUUAAAUCCUCGACAAAAGAAGAAUUAGAAAAAAAUAAAAAUAAUAUAGAAUCUUAUACUGGAGUAAAAGAAGAUAAAGAAAAUAAAAAAAAAUCUAUCUCAAUAAAUAAUAAGGAAGAAUUAAAUAAAGGAAACUUAAAAAAAAUGAAUGAUUAUAUAAAAAAUAUCUUAAUGACUAAUAAUGGAGAAAAUUCUAAAUAUUAUGAAAAUGAUAAAUUAAAAAAUAAUGAAAAAAUUAAUGUAUCUAAAAAUAUAAAAGACAUUAAAGAAGAAAAGAAUAAUUUUUUAAAUAAUAAUAAUGAUGAUAGAAAAAGUAAAAUUGUAAUUCCACAAAUAACAUUUUCUGAACUAUCUUUAUCCAAUAAAAAUACAUUAGAAAAAAAUAUAGCAACAAAAGAUGAAAAAGACAUUUAUAUGACAGAAGAAAAAAAGAGAGAAUUAAGAAGAAAAAGAUUUGGUUGUGUUUCCACAGAUGAAGCUCUUGAAUCUAGAGCUAAAAGAUUUAGUAUUGUCACUCAUAAAAUGGAAGAAGAGAAUAAAAGAAAAAGAGCAGAGCGCUUUGGAUUAAACAUGACUAAAUUGAAUGAUGUAGAAACAAAGAAGAGAAGAGCAGAAAGAUUUGGGAUAAUGAAAGAAAGUGAAAAAUUAAAAGCUAGAGCAAUUAGAUUUGGAAUUAUGUAA
Molecule: messenger RNA, 912 nt
Organism: Plasmodium relictum
Lineage: Eukaryota; Apicomplexa; Aconoidasida; Haemosporida; Plasmodiidae
Product: conserved Plasmodium protein, unknown function
Exons: 7
Coding region: 1-912 (303 amino acids)
Biological process (GO): poly(A)+ mRNA export from nucleus
Cellular component (GO): nucleus
Source: RefSeq, a predicted model, not a curated record